Acaulospora morrowiae is the source of this 903-nucleotide messenger RNA. The record is from the annotation of a GenBank genome assembly. Lineage: Eukaryota; Fungi; Glomeromycota; Glomeromycetes; Diversisporales; Acaulosporaceae.
AUGGUCUCCGGAAGUCCGUCUAUUCAAAGUUAUCUUGCCGAAUGGGAAAAAUUGUGCAUGGAAUUUUUUGAUAACAACGAUGAAACAUCCGAAGCGGUAAUUGGACUUGUAGAGUUCGCCACCCGUUCAAACGGCGAGGUAAAACUAGACUUCUCCAUGAUUGACAAAAAACUGAGAAUGGAGGAGAUUGAAGCAUCACUGAUGAAAGUUGGUUUUGUCAACAGCGUUAUGCUUCAUCCUCAAGAAUUCGACAAGUAUCUCGAGACCAAACGAAAGGCACGUUCGGAGUGGCAUCGAAGAAAGGCCGUUGAGCUUUUUCAAGAAUUAGACAAAAUUUUACACUCCCAACCUUUCAAGUACACCCCGGCUCAUCGUCUCUCCGAACUUAAAACUUACAUCACCCAAUAUCGUAAUUCCGUCGGUGCACGACCUUUCAUGAGAGGACUUUUAAACGUGUUUCAACUGCAAUUGGGACAGUCUACGAUAGCGUCCUGGACGUUUUUAGAUGACAUUCUCACUCAAAAUGGAAUGGAUUUUAUGAGAUCCACGGUUAAUUUGUUGGUUAACGUGUUGGGCUUUACCCACACGAUUCAGGAGGUCGAUGAGGGUGGAGACCGUGGAAGCCUCCGAACUUGGUAUGUGAGCGUCGAAUUGAGUGACCGGGAAAUUAAUUCGCUUCUCAAGGUAUUCCCCGGGGAAAAGAAAACGCUUGGGAACGUUCGAGCCACGGGUACCACCGAAUUGUCAUCUCAGCAAAGAUCACCCAAUUUAAUUGGAACAUCCAAUGAGAGCAUCCUGGGUCGAUUGUUUAGGCUGGCCAUUAAGAUUAUGUUUUUCUGGUGGUUUAUUCUGAAGUGGUUGAUCACUCUUUGCUUUCGCAUAAUUAGGUUUAAAAGGAAAUAG